Corylus avellana is the source of this 967-nucleotide messenger RNA. RefSeq lists its product as uncharacterized. Lineage: Eukaryota; Viridiplantae; Streptophyta; Magnoliopsida; Fagales; Betulaceae. The record is from RefSeq and is a predicted model, not a curated record.
GUAUUUGUAGGCUGUGAUAUAUAGAGAGUAGAGACUUCCUUUGAUUCUCUCUCUCCAUAUUCGAGUCCGUUUUCCUUCGAAGCAUAUAUUUUGCUUUGCAUACUAAGCUUUGGGUGGUUCGUAGCACUUAGAAAAUGCAGGGAGGCAAAAAAGAAACCCCCUGUAAUCAUGGUAGGUCAAGUGGUAAAGCUUUUGUGGAGUAUCCGGAACAUGAAGUUGAAGAGAAAAACAGCAAGCAUGUGCAGUACAGAAAUGACUACAGCAAGUCGGAGGAAAUACAGUUGCAACAUCACGAUGGUAGUUUCACUUUUCAUAAGUCCACUGUCACUUAUGGCAAUGCCGAUGGAUCAUAUAAAUUUUCAUCCACAAUUAGAAUGACAGGGAGUGAUGGAGUGACCUUCGUAGAAAGCAAAGUAGCUGAAACUGCUACAAGUCAGGCAAAACACAGCAUAUCUGGGGGACUUUAUGAUAAGGGCCAUUCCACAACCGGGAAGCUUAAUUCAGAUUGUAAAGUGGACACAAAGCAGACCUUACCCAAUCUGACUGAAGAUGAAGCUAAUGAGCUUUUUCGAUUUGAACAAUCAUGGAAAGGAAAUGAUACGCCUAGCUGGUCUGAGAAUUUUAUUGGCUAUGAUAAUAUUGAUGAAGCUGAUGAGCCUGCUGGAUUUGAACAAUCAGAAGCUGCUGAGAUUUCUGGAUUUGAACAAUCAUGGAACGGAAAUGAUGCACCUGGCUGGUCUGAGAAUUUUAAUAGUUAUGACAAUAUUGAUGUCGUCGAGGAGGACUCAUAUGCAUAUCACGAUGAUUAUUAUCCGGACCCAUAUGAAUAUCACGAUGAGUAUUAUCUGUGACUGUGAGGUUGACCGGAGGCUUCAACUUUUGAUAAGUCAAUUUUAGAUGUUAAUUUGCCGCAUGUGGCAUCUUUUGGAGUUGUUAAAAUGAUAUGGUUUUAAGUAUGACUUUUGAA